CAAACAUCAAUACUGGAUGGUUAGACUACUCAAUUUUUAGAAAAAGUAAAAAUACGAAUUUGAUUUUUUAUAAAAUAUAUAGAACAAACCAGUUUUCGUGUUCAUUAAAUUGUUUGCUUGACGUACCUAACCAUUUUGUACACUUCUGUCCUUUCACAAAUGGUUAAGCCAAGGCUAGUUUUCUUGGCUAUCGCAGGACCAAAAAAUGAACAAUUGUACCUAGAAGUUUUUGAUUCUGUUGAAGAUUCUUCAUUAUCAAAGUAUCAAUAUUUGAGCGAACUAAGUUUGGAUGUUAUUCAAGAUUUAAUUCAUGAUUCAGAAAGGACUUCUAAUGAUUGCUUCUUAGGACUAUUGGGCGUGGAAGAGGAUAUAAGUACCUACGCAUUUUGUAGUAACACAAAUGUAAAAUUCAUCUUGGCAGUCCGUUCAUCUGAUUUGGUAGUUCGUGAAUCAGAAAUCCGACAGCUAUUGCGAAGAAUUUAUACUAUCCAUACUCAUGCUGUGUGUAAUCCAUUCUCGCUAGAGCUAACUCCUGACACUCUGAAGCAUUCCCUUUAUUUUAAUGAGACCCUACGGCAGCUAAAUUCUGAUUGGAGUAAUCAAUAAGUGUUUACGUGAAACAUCGUGCUGAAGCUAUUCAUAUAUUCAAUUGUGUUUAUUCCAGUUCAGGACGCAGUUUAGAUUAACAAGAAUCACUUUUCUUUCAUAAACUAUAUGUACAUCUAUCCAUUUCGUGUUUAUAGCCUAACUUAAAUAUCGCAUAACUUUA
Schizosaccharomyces cryophilus OY26 is the source of this 769-nucleotide messenger RNA. Its product is annotated as TRAPP complex subunit 2-like protein. Gene Ontology annotation, cellular component: cytoplasm; nucleus; TRAPP complex. Gene Ontology annotation, biological process: endoplasmic reticulum to Golgi vesicle-mediated transport. NCBI's taxonomy places the organism in Eukaryota, Fungi, Ascomycota, Schizosaccharomycetes, Schizosaccharomycetales, Schizosaccharomycetaceae. The coding region runs from base 160 to 606 and encodes 148 amino acids. The transcript is spliced from 2 exons. The record is from RefSeq and is a predicted model, not a curated record.